Molecule: messenger RNA, 1689 nt
Organism: Aspergillus affinis
Lineage: Eukaryota; Fungi; Ascomycota; Eurotiomycetes; Eurotiales; Aspergillaceae
Product: MFS general substrate transporter
Exons: 4
Coding region: 1-1689 (562 amino acids)
Biological process (GO): transmembrane transport
Molecular function (GO): transmembrane transporter activity
Source: RefSeq, a predicted model, not a curated record
AUGUCCGCCACCAAGCCUCAACCCUCGGCUGAGGUCACCCAGGAGCCCGUCUCUCUGGAUCCAGAGCAAAGGCGAGAGUCAGAGUUGUCCGAGGAGGAAAAUCAGCAGGAUGGUGUUCGAGUCGCCGAGGCCGUUACUAAGACCUGGUCCCGGACGUACCUGGUUAUUGCAUAUGUUAGCAGCUUGACUGCCAACCUGGGUGCCUACAUCACCAGUGGCUUCUCGGAGCACUCGCUGCUCUCCGUCAUCUCGGUCAUCACCAGCGUCAUGGGCGCUGCGUGCUUGAUGCCCAUCGCCAAGGUUCUGAACUUGUGGGAUCGUAUCACUGGAUUUAUCAUCAUGCUUGCCAUUGCCAUCAUGGGCUUGAUCAUGAUGGCUGGCUGCAAUAACAUUGAGACCUACUGUGCCGCCCAGGCUUUCUACACUGUCGGUUUCACAGGAGCCAUUUUCUGUAUCGACGUGAUGACCUCGGACACUUCCUCGCUGCGCGAUCGAGGUAUCGCGUUUGCCGUCACCUCCUCGCCCGGCAUCAUCACUGCCUUCUCCGGCUCGCCUCUAUCGAACCAAUUCCACGAGACGAACUGGCGCUGGGCCUACGGAACCAUCUGCAUCGUUCUCCCCGUGGUCGCGGCGCCCUUGAUCACGGUGUGGCAAUUGACCAAACGCAAGGCCGACAAGGAGGGUCGCCUGCAAUACAAGCCUCGCAGCACCCGAACCUGGUAUGAGAGCGUUUGGUUCUACGUGGUCGAAUUCGAUGUCAUCGGCAUCUUCCUCAUGAUCGGCGGCACGAUCCUCUUCCUCACCUCGUUCAACAUCGCCGGCAACACGGAAAACCAAUGGCGCUCGCCCAAGAUCAUCGCCAUGAUGGUCGUCGGCUUCUGCGUGCUCGUCUCCUUCGGUUUCUACGAGCGCUUCCUCGCCCCGAAGCCCUUCAUCCCGUACCACCUGCUCACCGACCGCACCGUGAUCGGCGCCUGCCUGAUCGACGUCGUCUACCAGAUCUCCUACGCCUGCUGGGGCAGCUACUUCACCUCGUACCUGCAAGUCGUCUACAACACCGGGCUGACCAAGGCGGGUUACAUCGCUGCUAUCUUCGACUUCAUGGAUCCGAUCUGGCUGAUCCUCUGCGGUUUCUGUAUCCGCUGGACCGGUCGCUUCAAGUGGCUUCUCUGGAUUGCUGUUCCCUUGUAUAUCCUUGCUAGUGGGCUGAUGAUCUAUUUCCGUGCUCCGGGCCAUAACGUCGGAUAUAUGUGCAUGUGUCAGAUCUUCCUGGCUGUGGGUGGUGGUACGCUCAUUCUUAUUGAGCAGGUGUCUGUCCUGGCGGCGUCGUCGCAUGAGGACUACGCUGCUAUGCUGGCCCUGCUGAGUACCUUUGGUAACAUCGGUGGCGCGGUCGGCAGUAGUAUCUCCGGUGCUAUCUGGACGAAUACCCUCCCCGUUAAGCUGAGGGAGUAUCUUCCGGAUAACUUGAAGGAUCAGUGGGAGAUGAUCUACGAGGACUUGGAGGAGCAAUUGAAGUAUGAGGUUGGUUCGCCGGCGCGUAUCGCGAUCCAGAAUGCGUAUGCGUUUGCCCAGCGCAAUAUGAUGAUUGCAGGAACCGCGAUCAUGGGACUGGCUAUCAUUGCGGUGGCCAUUAUGAGGAACAUUAAGGUGCAGAAUAAUAAGGAUCUGAAUAAGGUUCUGUUUUAG